Fusarium falciforme is the source of this 459-nucleotide messenger RNA. RefSeq lists its product as hypothetical. The transcript has a single exon. The coding region runs from base 1 to 459 and encodes 152 amino acids. Gene Ontology annotation, molecular function: helicase activity. Lineage: Eukaryota; Fungi; Ascomycota; Sordariomycetes; Hypocreales; Nectriaceae. The record is from RefSeq and is a predicted model, not a curated record.
AUGACCCUCGAUGACCUGACGGAGAUUGAGAAGGCAGCGAAGCCAGUCUCUCUUGAUGACGCCUCCCAGUCCGCCACUCCCGAGACGAUCAUGACUGCCGUCCAAACCCGCGCCAUAAAACAGGUCAAGGAAUUCUAUAAGUGCAUUUUACAAUAUGCACAUGCAAUUUGUACUACUCCCCAUGCUUCCACAACCAAGCCAUACAAGAGUCUUAAAGCGGAUGCGGACGCUGUAGUACUGGACGAAGCAGGCGCAAUGUGGAAGGCUGAUGCGCUCCAAGUUAUCGGCCAGACUCUCCGUCCUGUCGCCAUGGCUAGGGACGAGAAUCAGUUGCCACCGACCGUCAUGACCCUGAUGGACAAGGAUGGAAGCAUGCUCAACCAAUUCGCACCAGACACUCGAACCUCAAUGCUUGAGCAUCUCAAGCGUACUGGGCAGGUAUGUUUCGUCCUGAACUGA